Molecule: messenger RNA, 2102 nt
Organism: Tripterygium wilfordii
Lineage: Eukaryota; Viridiplantae; Streptophyta; Magnoliopsida; Celastrales; Celastraceae
Product: transmembrane protein 18-like
Exons: 7
Coding region: 392-883 (163 amino acids)
Cellular component (GO): nuclear membrane
Source: RefSeq, a predicted model, not a curated record
AACUCGUAAUAAACAGACCGGGCCCGAGCCGAGCCCACAUUAUGCUUGGGAAAAACUGAAAUUCUCAUUCCUCCAAGUCGCGAUCUCUCUGUCUGUGACUUCCUUCUUCAGUAGAAGAACACAGAUCCUCUCGCAAUCCUCUCGAAUCGCUUCGCUUUUUUGUUCAGUUUGCGUUUGUACCAAGGGUUUACCGCAUUUGGUAUUUAUUGAGGUAGUGUUCGUCAAGUCUUCUGUGCUGAUUGAUGUGGUGACGGAAGGGUCUGGUGAACCAAAAGAGGUCUAGAAGAAUCAAGGUGUGGUCUUUGUGGGGCUUAAAGGGCUUGUCCUUGUUUAUCUAUCUACAGUUGGAUCUGACCACUAUCAGAUCAUAACCAGUAAAGCAAAGGCAACAAUGGACGAGCUGAGAUCGGCUUUGGAAGAACACAUGGACCAAAUGACUGAUCUAGUACAAAAAUUAUCCGCAGAGCUCCGCUCUGGCCUCAGACCUGCCUAUGAAAACUUCAUUGGUUUUUUCCAUGCUAUUGACUGGAAGGAGCCUUGGUUAAUGAGUUUACUGGUUUUCCAUUUGGUGUUACUGAUAGCAACUGUAAUGUCAAGGAAGAAUACCAACUUCCAAAUGUUUUUGUUCCUGCUGUCAUUGGCUGGAGUAUAUCUUGCUGAGAGGCUCAAUGGUAUCCUGAGCGGCAACUGGAGAAACUUUGCAACCCAGAAUUAUUUCGACCCGCAAGGCGUUUUUCUCUCAGUUCUUGGGUCUGGACCUCUUCUUGUCAUUGCACUGAUUAUUUUGAUAAACACCCUAUUUUCCUUAUGUUACCUGAUUGUUAGAUGGAAGAGAGCCGAGUUGAGACAUCGCGAAAGGCUUUCUCGUAACAAGCAGGAUUGACUCUCUCUCUAGCUAUGCAGCUUUCCUGGAAAAGCAAACUUUAGUACGAGGGGUAUUUCACAAUUUGGCUACAAUUAGUGAGUCUUAAAAUGUAUAGGAAACAUUUAUCACGCGAGAAUAUCAGGGUGCCGGACAAUUUUAUCGUGAGAAAUAUUACUCCAAUUCGAACUUUUUGUACCGUUAAAAUGUGAACACUUUUGUUUUUGUUUCUAUACUGUUAAUGUAUAUUUUGAAAAGACCAAACAGUCCCUCCAAACCUAAGCCGACCUCUUUCUUUCUAGUUCCUAAUCAAAUUUGUGAACUGUUAGUUGAAGUUACAUAAACAACUCCCUGAACAAGAAGGGUAAUCUUGAAGAAAUCAAGCCAUCGCGAAUCUUCUAAGGGUAUUCAAACAGUCGAAAAAGUGAGUUGCAGGAUUUUGGUAAGUUUAUCUGAAAACAUUAUUUAUAGGAGAUUAAAGUAGGGUUUUGUAUAGGCAAGAAAACUGGAUUUCUGUUUGCAGAAAAACCCUGCUGGAGAAGGAAAGAGGAGAUGGACUAUGGUAGCAGACACUACUUCUCUUCUAGAGAAGGGCGCGAGGAAGUCAUUACAGCUUUUGCAAGGUCUUAAAGGGACUCAGUUGAUCAUUCCAAGAAUGGUCAUUGGGGAGCUAGAUUGCCUGAAGAGAUACAGUAUCUUCAGAAGAACAUAGGCUUCUUCUGCGUUAGAAUCGAUUGAAGAGUGCAUGGUCAGAACAAAAUGGUGGAUUCAUGUCCAGAGUUCAGUGGAGGAGGGAUGGCCAGUUGCGCAAACCCCUCCUGCUUCUCCUCGGCCUCAAUUCACCGAGGGAGGUGGUGGAGUAUCUUGUGGAACAACAAUCUUAGUGCCAUUUUCUAUUCAUGGAAGCUUAAUGGAAAUUGUUUCCCCCACCGCAGAGGACCAUAUCCUUGACUGCGCUCUUCAGUUUAGAAAAAUGAAGUUUUGAAGGAGAGAUACUGCCGAUACCCUCUAAAGAAAUUGUCAAAGGGAGAAGGUGCAAAGGGUUUGAAGCUUAUUCUGCUCCAUAAUUCUCAUUCUGAACAGACCUGUUCAGUCCAGUCCAACAAUGUAAACUGCAUUCCCAAGUCACCAUUGACAUUUUUUUUGGUCUCUCUAAUCAGAAACGGCAUUGCCUAAUGUAAGCAGCUAUGGUAAUUCAUGUGAUUGAAUUGCUUCAAGCACCAUCAUAUUUUGUUUUCUA